Molecule: messenger RNA, 726 nt
Organism: Pyricularia pennisetigena
Lineage: Eukaryota; Fungi; Ascomycota; Sordariomycetes; Magnaporthales; Pyriculariaceae
Exons: 2
Source: RefSeq, a predicted model, not a curated record
GUGAACCAUGGGGGUUUCACAACAGCAAGAAUUGAGUCCAAAUGGCUUCCAAUCACACGCAUCUCGCCAGGACCUUCAGUUUCAGCGUCAGAAUCCGGGUCGAUCAGGUGUUCUGGCAAUACUGUCGGGGGAAAGAUGGUAGAUUUUGCCCUGACUUUGGAUACUGCUUCUACUCCUCUGGCAGUAAUUAAAGAGCAUAUCUAUGCCUGCGACUUUCCAGCAGAUUUAUCUGUUAACCAAACCACAUGUAACCCGCUAACUCUGCGGCCUAUUGGUGUAAGCGUCGAGACCAAGGCUUCUGCUGCGGGAGCCGAACAAGGCCGCAUUCAGCUUGCUUUAUGGACCAUUGCAUGGUACAAGAGAGUCCAGGCAUGGGUGGAUAGCUGCGCCGAUGAUAUUUGUCUUCCUGACGCCAUGCCAGUUAUCUUGGUUACUGAGCAUGCAUGGAACUUGGCGUUCGUCUGCAAUAGGGGUGGCGAGGCAUUUGAGCUGGUAUAUGAAAUCUCGAUUGGGAGCACUUCGAAUCUGCGUGAUUUAUACAAACUUCUGGCUGUAAUGCGCAUUUUGGGUCACUGGAUAGAUACAGAUCUCAGACAAUGGUUUGAGCGGUUGUUCCGAGCUUGCCUUGUUUUCACAGAGCUCGCCCUGCACAUUAAAUUUUCCGAUUUAUCGGAGCCGCCAGAAAUCGUUUGCAAGCCCCAGAAUUCCGGAGCUAACUUAUGUUAG